Messenger RNA from Aspergillus sclerotioniger CBS 115572, 2355 nucleotides. Its product is annotated as SprT family zinc-dependent metalloprotease. Gene Ontology annotation, cellular component: nucleus. The transcript has 2 exons. Lineage: Eukaryota; Fungi; Ascomycota; Eurotiomycetes; Eurotiales; Aspergillaceae. The record is from RefSeq and is a predicted model, not a curated record. Bases 1 to 2196 code for a protein of 731 amino acids.
AUGGCUCGACUCAACCCCGCCAGUCCCGUCAAGCCAGCCAAGCUGCAAGAACGCCGGACACCUCCCCAGAACAGACUCAGUCGAACUGCAACAAUCAAGCGCGAGCCCCGGGAUAGAUCUCAGGCAUCAUCGGCCUCCCAGAAGGAUAAUGCGGAGAGGGAACAAUGGGCCGCCAUCGGCGAGACAUGGUCAAAGAGCAGGUCCACGACUACAGCGGUUGAAAGACCGCGGGUGAAAAAUAGAUUACAAAGGGCAGACACGGUUUCGAGUGGAACAUUCGAUAUAUUCUCAGAGAGUGAUGGCCUCAGUGAAACCGAAAAUAGCAGCUUCUCGUCGUCGUCCCGCUCUUUGUUGACCGAGGACCGAACAACGGACCCUUUGAAGCUCUCUCAGGUCAAUUCCUUGUUGCUUCCAUUGUCUCACCAGCCGCGCAACAGGUCACCGCGCAAGUCAGUGGGAUAUAAUUAUGACAAGGAAAAUGAUCCCGUUGAUGGGGAAGAGCAGGAAGAUGAGGGGUCAUCUCUCUCUAGGAACUCGUCUACUGCUUCGAAUCGACCCGCUGCGCGGACUAUAGCCCGGCAGACACCACCGAGGGGCAGGUCUAGGACUAGAUACCGGGACCAUCAACAACCGGAGACGAAGUCGGACGAUGAAGGAGGUGAGAAUGGCUUUGACUCGAUGGACGAUUUCAUUGUUAGCGACAACGAAGAAAUAAGCUACCAUGAGACAUCGGACGAUGAAACGUCCGAACAAGAAGAAAAACAGCCGACGCCUUCUCCGCCCAGAACUAGAAAGAGAUUGCUGAGAGGCAGACGUCCUGAUCUAGGGAUGGAGCUAACGGUCCAGGACGCUUCUCACAAUGGAAGCCUUCAUCUGGAACCGUCUGUACCGGCCACCUUGACAAGGGCAGUUCCUAGAUUAGACACAAAGCCUAAGAAGUUGUUUCAGAGCGAGCUGGAGGUACUGAAGAAGCUCAAUGGCCUGAAGCUAAACCAAGAAGAAUUUGAUCAGUUGAAUCAAAACCCUAAUGAGGAUACCGACCAGAUUGAUUCCCCGACGAAGAAGUCACAAUCAAGCAAGAGUGGUUUGGAAACCCCUCCAUCUAGUCCCUCGAAGCGCUGUCUCCCAUCCCCAACGAAGUCCAGAGUCCAUAUACCGCCCACACCGCAUCGAGAGAGCGUUGACGCAUUCUGGAGCCAAGAGACCACGAACAACUGGGUCGAUCAGUACUCCCCAUGUAAAAUAGACCUGCUGCCGGAUUUUGACGAGUCGGAAAUCGAGGACAUUGAUACGGACAUCAUGCUGAGACCCGUGAAAAAGAAUCAGCUACGACUGAUCAAGCUAGCUACUGAUACAGCGGUGGGAGAAGAAGACUCCGAUAUCGAAGCCACCGACACGAAGAUUGUGCCCAAAACCGCAAAAACAUCAAGGACACCCGUCGGGGCACUUACCAAGACACCUAGCAAGACGGCACUGCGCAAAGCAGAGGCGGACAAAAGAAAAGCCGAAAAAGCGCGCAAGCAGGGAUUCAUCAAUAAGAGACAGGCCAUGGCGGAGGAGUUCCUCAAGGUUCUCGACAAUACCGUAACAGGGGGUCGGAUCCGUCGGCUCACGGCGCCCACGGGUGGUGUGUCAAUUGUAUGGAAGAGUUUCCGGACGACUGCCGGGCGUGCACGUUGGCACGUAGACAACACGAGCUCUGAGAUACAUCAUGCCGUGGUCGAGCUUGGAACAUCAGUCAUCGAUGCCGAAGACCGGCUCAUCAAAACCCUAGCCCACGAGUUCUGCCAUCUGGCCAACUAUAUGAUAUCAGGUGUUUUGAAGGACGCCCACGGAAAGAGCUUCUAUCAAUGGGCCGACAAGGUCAAGGAGAGUCUCAAAGACCAUCCCAUCUACGGCCGACAUAUUGAGAUAACGACUAACCAUGACUAUGAUAUCGACUAUAAGUACGUGUGGCGUUGUGUCGACUGCAGUAUGGACUAUAAGCGUCACUCGAAAAGCAUCGACGUGCGGAAACAUCGGUGUGGAACGUGUAAGGGUCUUUUACAACAGAUUAAGCCCAAGCCGAGGAAUAUCUCACCGCUGAAGAAGGCGACGCCUUUUAAAAAGCCCACGGCCGGGUUAGUGAACCAGGCGGCCCAAAUUAUGAAACAGGUGGAAAAGCGGACGUACUAUGUUGAUCUGACUGAGUCCUGAGUUUGGGCCGGGGGUAUGGAGAUGACCUUGAUAUGUCAUGAUGAUGUUGAAUGUCUUGUUUUAGCGAUUGACAUACCAGCGUUGCUGUUUUUCUUUUUUUGCCUGGUAUUGUACAGCAGAUGAUGCACAUUGGAUGAGUUGUAGAUAGGAAUGCAAUUG